Dunckerocampus dactyliophorus (ringed pipefish) is the source of this 2422-nucleotide messenger RNA. RefSeq lists its product as uncharacterized. Bases 16 to 2385 code for a protein of 789 amino acids. Gene Ontology annotation, biological process: microtubule-based movement. The transcript has 19 exons. Gene Ontology annotation, molecular function: ATP hydrolysis activity; ATP binding; microtubule motor activity. Gene Ontology annotation, cellular component: nucleus; microtubule; kinesin complex. The record is from RefSeq and is a predicted model, not a curated record. Lineage: Eukaryota; Metazoa; Chordata; Actinopteri; Syngnathiformes; Syngnathidae.
ACGCCGCCAUUUUCCAUGCCAAUAGAAGCUAUAGCAGACGAAAUGAAGCAUCUGGAGUGUGAUGACAUGGAACUGACUUGUAAUGUUCCCCCUGUCAGCCCUUCACCCAAAAAGGUGGAAACAUCAGGUGGAGCAGAGCAGCAGACUAUGGAAGUCUACCUAAGAGUCAGACCUUUCUCUAAAGACGAACUCUCUGACAAUGAAGAUCAGCAUUGUGUAGUGAUUGAAAACAACCAGAUGGUGACGCUGCAGGCCCCAAAAGGUUCAGCCACCAUGAAGAGCAGUGAGAAGGGAAUUGGCAUGUCCCUCCACAAGUUCUGCUUCUCCCAGAUUUAUGGCCCAGCAACAACCCAGGCUGAGCUGUAUAAGCACACCGUCAAGAGUCAACUGUCGGGUUUCCUAGAUGGCGAGAAUGCGCUGAUCUUCAGCUACGGUGUCACCAACGCCGGGAAAACCUUCACCAUCCAAGGAACUUCAAAAGAGCCAGGAAUACUACCUCGAGUGCUGGAUGCCACGUUUCAGUAUAUCGCGGGGCGCCAGUAUGAGGGGAUGGACCUUAAGCCCUACCUGAGGAAUGAUGCUCAGUGCCUGGAUCUUGAUCAAGUCAAGCAGGAGAAAGGCACAAAAGCGGCCAUUUUUGCAUCUUUCAAGGAGGAGUGUGACCCCUUCAGAGGCAGUCGUGGAUCAGAGUCAUUGUCCUGUUAUGUCCCUCAUCGCGCUUUGUCUGACAAUCACACAGAGUUUGCAAGCACUGUGACAGCAGAAGGCAGCUGUCAAUUUGCUCUGUGGGUGGCGUUCUUUGAAAUCUACAACGAAUGUGUCUAUGAUCUCCUCCAACCGUCCUGCUCCAAGUCCAAGAAACGUGCUGCUCUCCGCGUAUGUGAUGACGGCGCCGGCAACGCUUAUGUUAAAGAUCUUCGAUGGAUCAACGUCCAGAGUUUGGGUGAAGCCUGCAAACUCCUCUACUUUGGAAACAAAAACAGAAGCGCUGCCGCCACAAAGAUGAACCAAUCGUCCAGCAGAAGCCACAGCAUAUUUACCAUGAAGCUGCUGAAGAUAGACAGCAGCACAGUUCAAAGGAUGUCAGAGUUUUCUCUGUGUGAUUUGGCUGGUUCCGAAAGAUGCAACAAAACCAAAACCUUUGGAGAGAGGCUAAAGGAGGCGGGAAACAUUAACAACUCUCUGCUUAUCCUGGGGAAGUGCAUCACAGCCCUGCGUAACAGUCAAGCUGACAGAAUGAAGAGCAGCUACAUCCCUUUUCGAGAGAGCAAGCUCACCAAGCUCUUCCAGGCCGUCUUCUGUGGCAAAGGAAGGGCGUCAAUGAUUGUCAACAUCAACCAGUGUGCUUCCACCUAUGACGAGACACUCCAUGUCAUGAAGUUCUCUGCUGUAGCCAAACAGGUGGUGCAGGUGAUCCCAAACAAACCUGUGGAAUCUCUGUCUCCGUGCCUGGUGGGUCCCAAUGGCAAACCCCUGGUAAAGAAUGGCGUGGUUGGCAAGCACGCCCUGGAAAACUGUACAUCUGACGACGAGCUGCUGAGUGACGAAGAUGAGGCCGAUGUGUCCGUACUGCCACAGAACGAGCUGCUGAACAUGAUUGAAAGCCUCCGAACAAAACUGCUGGCUGAGCGAAGAAGAAACCUGGAACAGGAGAUGGAGAUCCGUAAAGAAAUGGGCGACGCCAUGUUACAGCAGCUCAUGGAGAGCGAGGAACUCCGCAGCCGACAGAUUGAAGAGCUGAAGGAGAGCUACGAAGAAAAGUUGGAGCACACUUUUGACAUGUACAAGGACGCCAUUAAAGAGCAUGCGUACAUCAGUGCAAUGAACGACCUAGAAGACAACUACGUGCCUCUUGAUGAGUUCAUUGCAGAGGAGGAAAAAGUUGAGGCCCUCAAGCAACAGCUGUCACAGUUGUCGUGUGGUUCCCGACUGGCUGCGGUUACAACGGUGCACGCGUCAAGUCAAACUCAACCAUCCAAAGACUUUGAAGCAGCAGGGGAUGAUCGUUUUAAACGUCUCCACAAAGAGAAAGACGCCAUUGAACGGAUGUGUGAGGACAAGCAACGGUUGAUAUUGUCCUUGGAGAAACGGCUGAUGGAGCUCAGUGAAUCGCUUCAGAAGGUUGGAGACAGCUUUUUGGAGAAAUCCGCUGAGGUUGAGGUCCUACAGGCAAAGGCUUGUGAUCAGACACAAUCAAUGGAGGAACUUAUGUGUCAGUCUUUGGAAAAGGACAAAGAAAUUACCUCCCUUAAGGCAGAAAUCUCCAAGCUUGCUCGAAAGUCGCCUGUACAGGCCAAAACCAAGAAAGGCCUUCUUGCCAACAUCAGGGAAGCUGUCACUUCUCCUCGAAAGGCAGGAAGCGGUCGGACGCUAAAAAAGCGUUAGGACUCCACACCACUGAGCCUUGCAUCUUAAACUUUUU